This is a messenger RNA of Triticum dicoccoides, 3008 nucleotides long. Its product is annotated as putative pentatricopeptide repeat-containing protein At1g19290. Lineage: Eukaryota; Viridiplantae; Streptophyta; Magnoliopsida; Poales; Poaceae. The transcript has a single exon. Gene Ontology annotation, molecular function: protein binding. The coding region runs from base 132 to 2948 and encodes 938 amino acids. The record is from RefSeq and is a predicted model, not a curated record.
CUCCGACCACCCGACUCGCCGGCCGCCACCUUCCCAUUUACCGCCCCGCCGGCCGCCACCCACCGCUUCCGCCUUCCCAUUUACCGCCCCGCCGCCGCAGCAAGACCACCACAUACCUCUACGACCAAUACAUGCUCCAGAGAUGCCACUUACUCCGACCUGUUUCCUCCCCCCUCCGCCGCCGCCGCCCCAUCCACUCCUCCGCUCCGCCCCAAGCCGACGGCGAGGUCGGCGCCGCGACCGACCCAACUCUACUGGGCCGUCUCACUCGCCUCCUCCUCCUCCACCGCUUCCCCGCCGUCUCCCGCCUCCUCUCCUCCUCCCCGCUCACACACGCCCUCCUCCACGCCGCCCUCCGCCGCGUCCGCCUCGACCCGGACGCCGCCCUCCACCUCUUCCGCCUUGCUCCGUACCGCCCCUCCCUCCUCGCCCACGCCCAGCUCCUUCACAUCCUCGCCCACGCCCGCCGCCUGCCCGCCGCGCGCGCCCUCGUCGCCUCGCUCCUCUCCGCCCGCUCCAGCUCCGCAGCCCCAUCCCUCUUCCCCCACCUCGCCGAGGUGUACAAAGACUUCUCCUUCUCCGCCGCCUCCUUCGACCUGCUCCUCCGAGCCCAUGCAGACGCUGGCCAGCUUACCGACGCCCUCCACGUGUUCGAUGAAAUGGGGAAGUUCGGGUGCCGCCGCACCCUGCGGUCCUGCAACCGCCUGCUCAACCAGUUUGUACAGGCUGGGGAUGUGGGCACCGCGGUGGCUGUGUUUGAGCAGAUGCGGUGUGAUGGUACACUGCCGGACGAGUUCACGGUGGCCAUCAUGGCAAAGGCGUACUGCAGGGAUGGGAGGGUGGCACAAGCAGUGGAUUUCGUGCAGGACACGGAGAGGAUGGGUGUGGAGGUGAACCUUGUGGCAUAUCAUGCGGUUAUGGAUGGGUAUUGUGGAGUAGGACAGGCCGAGGCUGCGAGAAGGAUUUUGCUAUCACUGGAGAGUAAGGGUCUGUCACCGAAUGUUGUGACAUAUACCUUACUUGUAAAGGGUUACUGUAAGGAGGGGAGGGUGGAGGAGGCUGAGAGGGUGGUAAGGGAAAUGAAAGAAAAUGAGAAGAUUGUGGUUGACGAGGUAGCCUAUGGUGUGGUGAUCAAUGGCUAUUGCCAAAGGGGAAGAAUGGAAGAUGCCAACAGGGUAAGAGCUGAGAUGAUUGAUGUCGGACUGCAGGUUAAUUUGUUUGUGUACAACACACUGAUCAAUGGAUAUUGCAAGUUGGGGAGGAUGUUUGAAGUAGAGAAACUUUUACAGGAGAUGGAGGACAGAGGGGUGAGUCUGGAUAAAUACAGUUACAAUACUCUAGUAGAUGGGUAUUGCAGAAAUGGUUCCAUGAACAAGGCAUUUGCAACCUGUGAUAUGAUGGUAAGGAAUGGGUUCGCAGGAACAACACUAACAUAUAACACGCUAUUGAAUGGUUUUUGCUCACGUGGUGCUAUUGAUGAUGCACUCAAAUUGUGGUUCUUGAUGUUGAAGAGAGGAGUAGUGCCUAAUGAAAUUAGCUGUAGCACACUGCUGGAUGGUUUCUUCAAAGCAUGUAAAACCGAGAAGGCCUUGAACCUUUGGAAGGAAACCUUAGCAAGGGGUUUGGGAAGAAACGUGGUUACAGUUAACACAGUUAUCAAUGGGCUGUGUAAGAUUAGGAGGAUGGUUGAAGCAGAGGAGCUAUUUGGUAGGAUGAAGGAAUGGAGAUGUCCUGCUGACAGCUUGACUUACAGAACACUAAUUGAUGGUUACUGUAAAAUAGGUAACCUGGAUAGAGCUACUCAAAUUAGGGUUGACAUGGAACAUUUAGGCUUUGCUCCUUCAGUUGAAAUGUUCAAUUCUUUCAUAACCGGAUUCUUUGUAGCUAGGCAAAGUGGCAAGGUGAAUGAUAUUGUUGUUGAAAUGACUGCAAAGGGUCUUUCUCCUAAUACAGUCACUUAUGGAGCCCUGAUAGCUGGAUGGUGUAAAGAAGGCAAUCUGCAUGAUGCCUACAAUUUGUAUUUUGAAAUGGUCGAGAAAGGUCUGACUCCUAAUCUCUUCAUCUGCAGUGCUUUAGUGAGUUGUUUCUAUAGACAGGGAAAGGUUGAUGAGGCAAAUUUGGUGUUGCAACAACUUGUCGAUACUGACAUGAUUCCAGACUGCAGUGCAAGUACGGUUGAUAUUGGUAAAGUAGCACAUGUCAUUGAAUCUCUUGCUGGUGGAAAUGAUCAGUCUGCAAAAAUUAUGUGGAACAUUGUUAUUUUUGGGCUGUGCAAAUUGGGUAGAGUUUCAGAUGCUAGAAAUUUGUUUGAGGAUCUGAAAGUAAAGGGAUUCGUUCCUGAUAACUACACUUAUUCUAGCCUCAUUCAUGGUUGCUCUGCCUCAGGUUUUAUUGAUGUAGCUUUUGGUUUGAGGGAUGCGAUGUUGGGCGUUGGUCUUACUCCAAAUAUCGUAACAUACAAUUCUCUCAUCUAUGGCCUCUGCAAAUCUGGGAAUGUUCCAAGGGCAGUUAGUCUUUUCAAUAAGUUGCACUCAAAGGGCAUGUCUCCUACUGCUAUCACCUAUAAUAUCCUGAUUGAUGGACAUUGCAAGGAUGGUAAUACAACUGAAGCCUUCAAGUUAAAACAAAAGAUGAUAGAGCAUGGUAUUCAGCCUACUGUAUUCACCUAUUCUAUACUGAUCCAUGGUCUCUGUACUCAAGGGUAUAUGGAAGAAGCAAUCAAGCUUUUGGAUCAAAUGAUUGAGAAUAAUGUGGAUCCAAAUUACGUUACAUAUUGGACACUGAUUCAAGGUUAUGUUCGAUGUGGUAAUAUGAAAGAGAUCUCCAAGCUUUACAAUGAGAUGCAUAUCCGUGGACUUCUGCCUGAAGCCAAUUUUACUGGGCAUGUAAAACAUGCAGAUCCAGUUGUAAUUUGUAAACAGCCAGAAUGUAAAUAUAGUCAGUGCUAACCUUUUGUUUGUGUGUAUAUACUUUUCAUUACUUGGAAGAUGUUGGUCAGUUAUGGUUUA